Messenger RNA from Hyla sarda, 5636 nucleotides. RefSeq names its product complement C3-like. Lineage: Eukaryota; Metazoa; Chordata; Amphibia; Anura; Hylidae. Gene Ontology annotation, cellular component: extracellular region. The coding region runs from base 283 to 5298 and encodes 1671 amino acids. The record is from RefSeq and is a predicted model, not a curated record. The transcript is spliced from 41 exons. Gene Ontology annotation, molecular function: protein binding; endopeptidase inhibitor activity.
AAUACCAAAUACCUGAAAGCCUCCAACGAGCCCCGAAACUAUUUGUUGUGUAUCGCAUUUGUUUUUACAGAAGUAACAAGCAGAGCUGUAAAUGGGGGAGGGGGGCGCAUACUUUUGUCCGGCCCCUGUAGCAGUACCAGUGGGUGCCGGACCGGGCAGUGUUUGGUUAGGUAGGGUUGCACAAGUCUGGACUUUCCUCUAGUUUUUGGCUCCACUCCCGGUUACACAUUAAUGGGAUUGUUUGCUAAAAUGCUGAAGGCUGAUCCCACAUAAAGGCUGAGGAUGAGGACAGAGCCCAAAUACAUGAUGGGGAGAGCAGUCCUGUGCCUGCUGCUGCUCACCGGCCUGACCGCCACGCACGCACAACCACCAUGCGUCCUCCUCAUGCCCAACAUCCUGCACGUGGAGGUGGAGGAGACCAUUGUGCUAGAUGCUCACUUACAGAAAGAUCCCUUCAAGGCUGAAAUCACCAUCCAAGACUUUCCUCAGAAGACCCUGGAUGUAGCCAAGACUACAGUGUCCCUAAACAGUGCCAAUGGCUUCCUGGAGAAAGUGAAAGUAAAGAUUCCGGCAGAACCUUUUCUGAGGGAUCCCAAGAAGAAGCAGUAUGUCUUUGUUUCUGUGAAGUCGGGCAACUGCAACCUCAAUAAAGUUGCGCUGCUGUCGUUCCAAUCGGGAUACAUCUUCGUACAGACAGACAAGCCCAUCUACACCCCAGGGACCACAGUUCUGUUCCGUCUCUUCAUCACCGGGCUGGCACUAGAGCCCGACUCACGGGCAGUGGAUGUGGAAUUUUUAAAUCCCGAGGGCAUAGUGGUGAUGAAAAGCCAGUACUCUUCCACUGAAAGUAGUGUGAUUGUACAGAAGAGCUACACCCUUCCAGAGAUUUCUAUUGAAGGAAAAUGGCAGAUCGCUUGCAGGUUUCAGGUGUCUCCUGCCCAAUUGUACCGGACCGAGUUUGAGGUGAAAGAAUAUGUUCUGCCAAGUUUUGAAGUCUUUCUGAAGACAGAGCAGGAUUAUUACUUUGUGGACGACGAUCACUACACGGUGGAAAUCAAUGCAAAGUUUUUGCAUGGAAAGCCGGUGGAGGGGUCUGGACAUGCAAUGUUUGGCGUAAUUGUUAACAAUGAGAAAAAGAGUUUCCCAGAUUCACUGACCAAAAUCACGGUGACUAAUGGAAAGGCAGAAGCAACACUGUACCGUCACAUGAUCACGAGUCGAUAUCCCGAUCUGGAAUUCCUUGUCGGAAGCUCGCUCUACGUCACUGUCACAGUGUUAACUAAUGCAGGCAGUGACUUGGUGGAAGCUGAGAAGACCGGCAUUACCGUGACAAAGACGGCAUUCAAAUUGCUAUUCACCAAAACCUCCAAAUAUUUCAAGCCUGGCUUACCCUAUAUAGCAAAUCUUUUACUGCAGAGACCAGAUGGAUCAGCAGCAUCCAAGGUUGAGAUCUGUUCAGUGGAAAAUAUAUGUGCGACAACCGGUGCAGAGGGGACAGUUCAGCUGGUACUAAACACCGAUCCAGGCAUCCAAGAGAGGAACGUUCAUGUGAGAACAAAGGCUGUAGGUGUUCCUGAGCACAGACAGACAUCGGCCAUAUUGACAUUGAAGGCUUACAAAGGAUCACAGAACUAUCUGCAUAUUAGUGUCCCGUCAACCAAAGUCAAACCCGGGGAUACUCUGCACAUUCAGUUUUAUGUAAAGACCAAAAAUAUAAACAUUCAGAGAAGCUUCAGCCACUUCACUUACAUGAUCUUGAGUAAGGGUCAGGUCAUCGAAAUGGGUCGACAACUACGAGAUCCAGAACAGACCGUCACUGUGAUGUCCCUGGUGGUCUCUGAGAAGUACAUGCCCUCCUUCCGCAUCGUGGCUUAUUAUACUGUGCCAGGCAACGAGAGAGAGAUUGUGUCGGAUUCUGUGUGGGUGGACAUGUUGAACUCCUGCAUACGAAAGCUGGACUUUUUACCGGACAAAGCAGUCAAUGACCCUCAACCAGGAUCAGUCGUGCCAAUGAGAAUAACCGGAGAACCAGGAGCAAGCGUCGGGCUGGUGGCUGUAGACAAAGCUGUAUUCGUUUUGAACAAGAAGAAUAGGAUGUCCCAGGAAAAGGUUUGGGAAGAGGUGGACAAAAGUGAUCUUGGGUGUACUUCAGGUGGCGGCAUGGACAAUGCAGGAGUGUUUGCAGAUGCCGGUCUCUCUGUGGAGUCUAAUAUGGGCCUUACAAGCCCAACACGAAUCGAGUUGACCUGUGAAGAACCUUCAAGAAGAAGAAGACGGUCUGUGCUGUCUGGACCAAAAGCCGACAAAGCACGUGAGUAUGAGGACGCACGCCUGCGGAAGUGCUGUGAGGACGGCAUGACGGAAAACCCCAUGGGAUACACCUGCACCAAGCGGUCCACGUUUGUCUUAGAGGUCGGGGAAUGCGCCAGGGUCUUCCUAGAAUGCUGCAAGUUCAUCUUUGAGCCCCAAGUGGCCAUUAGAAGGAAAAGGCCGAAAUUUCAAAAAAUAGCAAUUGGACAUCCUUCUUCGACUGUGAUCCAGGCCAUGGGAUCAGAGAAAAGCAAUGAAGAUGAUUUAUACGAAACGAUGGACAACUUCAACUCGCGCAGUAUCUUUUAUGAAAGCUGGCUGUGGAGUGUGUAUACGCUCCCCACGAGAGCUGACUCAAAUGGGCUUUCCUCAAGGGUCGUCAAUGCCAAUUUGCCAGAAUCAAUCACCACCUGGGAAUUUUUGGCAAUCGGCAUUUCCCCGAAUUCAGGAAUUUGCGUGGCUAAACCAUAUGAAAUGUUGGUCAAGAAAAGCUUCUUCAUCGAUCUUCGGCUUCCAUAUUCCGUGGUCCGUAAUGAACAAGUGGAGAUCAAAGCCAUCCUGUACAGUUAUGUGCCUGAAGCCAUUGAGGUACGAGUAGACCUGACGUACAAUGAGAAGAUGUGCAGCUCAGCAACAUCCGAAGCCAACUUCCGCCAAGUGGUGACUUUGGAGCCCAUGGCCUCCCUGGUUAUUCCAUUUGUUAUUGUUCCUCUUGUGAUUGACAACAUCCGGAUAGAAGUAAAAGCAUCAGUCAAAGAUCUUUAUAUAACUGAUGGAAUAGUGAAACAUCUAAAAGUUGUGCCGGAAGGAAUGAGGAUCCUCAGAAAUAUCCAGAGUGUCAUCCUGGAGCCUCUACGCUCAGAAGUCCCCGGAGUCCAGGUUUUAACUGUUAACACAUUUCCACCAAAUGAUAUCGUCCCCAACACCGAUCCUGAGACCUAUGUGAGUGUGAAAGGCAGCCUCCUUGGAGAAACACUGGAGAAUUCCAUUGAUGGUGCCAACCUGAAGCACCUCAUUACAGUGCCCUCCGGUUGUGGAGAGCAGAAUAUGAUGAGCAUGACCCCAACUGUGAUUGCCACCCAUUACCUGGACACCACCAACCAGUGGGAAAAAAUUGGAGUGGAGCGCCGAGAUGAAGCCAUCAAAAGCAUUAACCUAGGAUAUGUCCAGCAGCUGGUCUACCGCAAAACUGACAACUCUUAUUCUGCCUUUACCAACCGGCCGGCGAGCACAUGGCUUACGGCAUACGUGGUGAAGGUCUUCUCCAUGGCUUAUAAGUUGGUUCACAUAGAUAAAGACAUUCUAUGUGGCGCCGUCAACUGGCUCAUUACCAACAAGCAAAUGGCAAAUGGUAUUUUCAAGGAGGAUGCCCCUGUCAUACACGGAGAGAUGGUGGGUGGAACUGGAAACACCGAGCCCGAUGCCAGCCUGACCGCAUUUGUCCUGAUCGCCCUGGUGGAGGCAAAGAGUUUCUGUAAAGACAAAGUCCCAAAUCUGCAAUCUGGCCUGGAUAAGAGUGCCGCAUACUUGGAAGGUCGGAUUAAGACUAUAAAGAAACCAUACACCAUCUGCAUCACGUCCUACGCUCUGUCCCUGGUCAACAAACUUCCCGAUAGUAAUGAACUGAUAAGGAGCUCCACCGAUGGUACCCACUGGGAUGAUUACUCCUCUGAUCUCUACAUGAUGGAGUCGACCUCCUAUGCCUUACUUGCCCUCCUUAAGCUCAAGCAGUACAGCUUGGCUGAGCCAGUGGCAAGAUGGUUGAUUCAGCAGAGGUUCUACGGCGGCGGCUAUGGUUCCACACAGGCAACCAUCAUGGUGUUCCAAGCGAUGUCGGAGUACCAGAUUCACGCUCCUCAGAUGAAUGAAGUUGACAUGGAUGUGACUCUGUCUCUUCCCGGAAGAAAAGGAAGUAUUACCUGGAAGAUAAUCACAGGGAACUCUAUGCUCCAGCGCAGUGAGAAGAUCAAAAUGACAGACAAGAUUCAAGUCACAGCCAGAGGAACGGGAGUGGGCACCCUAACGGUGAUGUCCGUCUACUACGCACCAUUAGCUGAAGGAACCGCCCCAUGCAAGAAAUUCGACUUCUCUGUGAAGCUUGAGGAUGCACCAAAAGCUAAGAAACCAAUCGGAGCCAUAAAAUCUAUGUUCAUAAACAUCUGUAUGAAAUACCUUGGAGACAGUGACUCUACAAUGACCCUCGUGGAUCUGACUCUCCUCACUGGCUUCACCCCUGACAUGGACGAUCUGGACAAGCUGACAAAUAGAGCGGACAAAUACAUUUCUAAAUAUGAGAUGGACACGGAACGUUCCGAACGAGGAUCCUUGAUUUUAUACCUGGACAAGGUAUCCCAUUCCGAAACCGACUGUCUGAAGUUCAAGAUCCAUCAGAAUUUCGAAGUGGGAAUCUUACAGCCAUCGGCGGUCACCAUCUACGAAUAUUACGCUCUGGAAAACCGCUGUACCAAGUUUUAUCAUCCGACUGAAGAAGAGGGAGAGCUGAGGAAGAUCUGCAAGGACGCCGAGUGUCACUGUAUUUCAGAAAGAUGCAACCUCAAGAACGUCCACAAGCUAAAGUUAACCUCUAAAGAUCGAGUAGAUGCGGCCUGUAAACAUGGGGUGGACUAUGUCUAUGAGUGCAAACUGGAAAACAUUAAUAAAACUGGGGCGUACGACAUCUUCACCAUGGAAAUCACACGUGUUGUCAAGCUGGGAACCGAUGAGGUAAAAGAUGGCACCAAGCGGAGGUUUUUUAUCCACAGAAGCUGCAGAGACUCGGUGAAGGUCAACGUUGGCCGGACCUACAUCAUCUGGGGGCGCAGUCAGGAUAUCUGGGAAAUGAAAAAUGAGAUGUCCUAUGUCAUCAAUGGUGAUACGUGGUUUGAAACUGUCCCCACUAAGAGGGAAUGCGCCACCACCAAGAUGGUGGAGUGUGAAGAAAUCUACAACUUUAUCGAUGACCUGACACUGUUCGGCUGCAAUACCUGAGGCGGGCUUCACCCUGAUAAUGCUCAGUGCUAGGGGGCGCUAAUGUCCUGUGCUUCCAGUUACCACAAUUUACUGAGGCUUCCUGCCUCUUUAUAUCUACUGGAGACUUUAUCGCUUUUUCAUGUAAAUGAAGGAGAGGUUGUCAUCGCUCCGCCCCUUUGUACUAUUAUCUCUAAGUAGUGAUGUGUCUUAUAAGGAACCUGGAGGGAAAAUAUAUGUGUUAAUAAAUGGGAAGGUGAAGAACCACAAGACUCCGGUGCUGAUACAUGUUCUAUAAGAGUCCACUACCCCACCAGUCCUCAUAGUCUGACCAGCAGGAUCCUCCGGAAUGUCACUAA